Molecule: messenger RNA, 714 nt
Organism: Lolium rigidum
Lineage: Eukaryota; Viridiplantae; Streptophyta; Magnoliopsida; Poales; Poaceae
Exons: 3
Coding region: 1-714 (237 amino acids)
Source: RefSeq, a predicted model, not a curated record
AUGUCCAGCUUCGUGUUGGAGAAGAUGUGCGGCUUGAUCCAGAGCGGAGUGAGAACUGACAAAGGCUUCAAGAAAGUCCAUCUCAAUACUGUGGCGAAGGGCCUAGCUGACCACUGUGGUGUGACCGUCUGCUCCACUCAGGUGUACAACCACCUGAGGAAGUGGAGGCAGAGGUGGCUCACCAUUAGCAGGCUCCGCGAUCUAAGCGGUGCUCGGUGGUGCGAGGACACCAAAUGCAUCGUCCUUCAGGGUGAGCACUACUGCGGGCACGUCGCGGAUCACCCAAAGGACGCGGAGUUCCUGAAUGUGCACAUCACCAACUACGACGAGAUGCACACCAUCUUCUCCUUCGGACUCGCCACCGGCAAGUACGCCAUGGGAUCCAAUGAUCCCCUGGGCUCGCCUGCACCACCUCCUGCACCUGAGGAUGCUGACACCCAGGAGUCCGACACGGUCAACCUUGAUGCUGACAAGUCUGCCGACGCGCCUGAGAAGCCGACCGACGGCAAGAGGAAGAGAGGUGCCUUCACCGACGACGAGCUGGUGGCCUUCACCAACAUAACUGUUGCUGUGAAGGAGGUCACACAGGCCAUCAGGGCGAACAAGCCCACAGACAUGCACCCUGACCUGUACAAUGCGGUCAUGGACAUGCUUGGCUUCACCGAGGAUGAUUUGAUGGUCGCCCUCAGCCACCUCGUCGACCACAAGUUUUAG